Messenger RNA from Setaria italica (foxtail millet), 1260 nucleotides. RefSeq lists its product as uncharacterized. The record is from RefSeq and is a predicted model, not a curated record. The transcript is spliced from 14 exons. Lineage: Eukaryota; Viridiplantae; Streptophyta; Magnoliopsida; Poales; Poaceae. Bases 1 to 1260 code for a protein of 419 amino acids.
AUGGGAAAAGCUACAGGACAGGCGCAGCCGCGGAAGGAGCGGCCGCCGCCGAAGGAGAGUAUGGUGCUGGUGCCGCCGCUCUUCGACUACCCUCCCAUCGCCGCGCGCACCAGGAUGUCGGUGCCAGCAUAUGAAGUAAUGUUUGGAAAGCUCUCGCUGCAGAACCUGUUCGAGGACUACUUCGAUCAAUCUGGGAAUAUGACGUCAAGGAUCAUGCUGAAGGCAGACCCUCAUGCUGAUUUGAUUGCUACAGUGUCUGCAGCAGCUGAUAAAAAAUGUGGAAACGUAAAGGGGGAUGCUUUAUUCCACUGGCAAAAAGAAUCAGAUGACCCCCAUACCUUUGUGAACCUUCUUGUGUCGACUUCAAAUCCUAUGUGGCAGCUGCGGUCAUCUGCGUACUAUCCUGAGUAUGGUAUUGGUGCAUUUGGAACAUUACAACUAAUGGGAAACAGGGUGCGCUCAGAAGAGUCUGGAGUCGUGGGUUUAAGAUAUGGUUCAGAGAGUAUAUCACUUGGUGCAUCUUUUGUGCCAUUUCCUUUAUCCGGUGUGGUGCCGUAUGGAGCAUGGUUGGUUGGCAGAAAAGGGAAUUUAAGUGCAGGAGUUCAAUACAAGCCUCUUAGUGGAAACAAAAAUACUAUGCCAUUUACAGAUCCGGAGAACUGGAAUUGUGCAAUCAGUUACAGUGUCGGGUCAACUAGCCCGCUCAGCCCUUUAUCCACUUUUACCCUAGAGCUUGCCAGAAGUAAACAGCUAACAACAUCAUUCUAUCAACACAUGGUUGUUCAGAGAGGGGUAAAAAACCCUUCAGAAGAUAAGGAGGUUGUUGAAAUUACGAACUACAUUGAUUUUGGACUUGAGUUUACUGGAAGGAUUGAUAAAGAUAAACCAGAGAAUGACAAUUCCUUGUUUCAGUUAGCUGCAAGUUGGCAAGUUAAUAAGAACUUCCUAUUGAAGGGAAAGCUUGGUCCUUCCAAGUCUUCCGUAGUUCUGGCACUCAAAUCAUGGUGGAGACCAUCGUUUACAUUUAGUAUCACAGCUGUGAAUGAUCAUUCAAAGGGUACAACAUCAUUUGGAUUUGGCAUUCGAACGGAGGAUCUCAGACAACCCAGUUACCAAAGAGCUGAUCCAAACUACAUCAUGUUGACACCAAAUAUGGAACACUCAUCGCAAGGAGCUGGGGAGCGACCCGUGUUCCAGGCGCGUUCAGGCAGCUAUGAUCAUUUACCAACAGAUUUGAGGCCUAUUGACAGAAUAAUGUAA